AUGGGGGCUUCACAGUCGAAGGAACGCAUCAGCAGGUUUGGACUUAGGGAGCUCCGCCUAAGCAGCUCCCAGGGGAGGCGACCACGCUUGCUACCCGCCGCUGAUUCUAGCGGCGAUUCGGACCGUCUGCAGGAUAAAGGCCGCAAAAGGCCAUUACGUAAGAGAAGAGGCCGUCGCAAGAGCAUCCAGAGAGCCUGGCUGUGUUACAGGGGACGCACUCUCGCCCCAACGUUUACUGAAGGACAAAUUGGUAGCACUGUCCCGAUGCCCUGGCUAGACAAGCCUCAGCGUGGAAAUUCCGCGUCUCCCCGUGAGGAGCCCUUUGUAGAAGAUCAGCGCCUUGCCAGUGGAACUGAUACGGUGAAUGCAGGUUGUAGCGAUACGGGACCACGGUGUGUGGAGCGCUGUGAAGAACAAGCGGAAUUCGCAGCUCGCCCUUGGCAGGUUUCGACCUACUCACGAAAGGGAGGCCCGUUAUGUAUGGCAUAUGCAAAGUGUCUGGAUGUAAUGGAGGAAGAUGUCGUUGCCGCGUUGAUCCACCACCCCUCGCCUGACGAGGCACUUGGCUUGAUGUACAUUUGCUGCUCUCCAGCUCCGCUGUCUGUUGAGCCCACCCUAGAGCCCAGCGCCGACGUUUUGGGAUAUGUGUUUCCUGGGACGUGUUUUAAGGUACUCGACGUAAGAGCGCAUAUCGCACAGAUGUCUUACCUACUGCGUCUGAAGACGGCUGAGGGCUGGGUAACAGGAGCAUCCUUGCAGAUGAUCCGCCUACCUCAGCCUCCUCGCGUGACAGGGUGGAAGACCACACAUGAAGAGGCCGUUGCUGCUAAGCCUAGUCAACGCGGCUCGACUACCGGAAAGCCUUCUGUCUCCAUUACAACUCAGCAACAAGCGGGGGACCUCAACUCUUUUCAUUGUCGUGCUAAGUGUGGUUCUUUUACAGAAGAUAUUCAUCCAACGAUAGAUGGGGGAGCAGUAACGGAUGGAUCAUCUGAACUCGAGGAGAGUCCGUCGACUGGCUGGGGUACUGUGUAUGCCUGCCGUGCCACUCGGUUUCUCAGCUUCCAGGAGUGUUUAAUGCUAGCAGAAGAACGCACAAGCUAUAGUAGUCUGAACAAAUUGACUUCGGCGGCCACCAUGCAAAAAUUUGAAGCAGCUUUACAAAAGGCAACCACACGCCACUUCCCGAACGCAGGCAGCAGCUUUGAAAGAAGCAAUUUUUGCACCACGAGAACAGAAGGCACGCGUUUUGAUUCAAGCCGAAUAGUUACAAGGAACAGCAUACGCAGUGGUGGUCUCAGUCCACUGGAGCAUUCUUUCAUGCUCUUCCGUGUUGUAGGUUCCCGUGCUGUACCAAUAAGCGCAACUCCUCACUUGGGAUCCCGCAUAGUCGGACGCCUCUUGCGUAGGCAAGUUUUUCCUGUUCUGGACGCGUGCCUGGUGUGCUGUGUUCCGUCAUGUGGCCGACCGGGGACGGGUAACGACUGCAUCAUCGCGGGCUUGGGCACGUUAGGAGCGGGUGAAAGUGAUCUCUUGCAUGCAGUACCUACUACCCGCUUGUGCGGCAAAAAGUCAAAGCGAAAUCUGUGCUACUUCACCCGCAACAGGCGAGUGCACCUGCGUGUAUGCACGGACAAGGGUUGGGUGACUCUUGACCGGCUCAUAGAGCGAGUAGAUGAGUGUGAGACUAUAUAUGACCGGCCUGUCCUCUACGAAAUUGUAGCCGAUGGCUACCUGGUUAACGUGAGGCCAGCACUUGAAAUAGAAGGUCAGGUUCGUCGCACGCUGCCACCAGCCACUUUGGUUGAAGUCUAUGAAAGAAAAAUCAACGCAGAGGGUCUCGUACGCCUGAGGCUCAUUGAUGGAUGGAUAAAUGAGCGGAGAAAAAGCUCUGGGGAGACAGGAUUUCUCUUCGCCACUCGUACAGUAGAUCGGCGUGUAGAGACAUUUUUGCGACAUAUUAUGGCUGUCGUCGUUCUCCUGCCCGCGCUGUGCAGCAGUGACAGUCGUGUCCGCACAGCAGCGGCCUCCUGGGUUGCAGCAACUGUAGCCCAGUCCGCUAUCGCCGCCUCUGCUUUGAUGGAAGUAGUCGACACGGACCUCGUGGAGUCGGCGAUAAGGCCGUGCUCCUGUUGUUACUGCAGAGGCUUGAGCGUUCAACGAGACCAAGGGAACCGAGUGACAUUUAGGUCCAAUCGACCAGCGUCGGUUUGUAGCAGUAGUCAACGACAUGGGGAUUGUUGUUUCGUCUCUCCAAGAGGUACUGCCUUAUGUGUGAACAAAGUAACCGGGGGCUCGCCGGGAAAUAACCUGAAGAGUGGCCGUGAAACGCGGCCCAGCGGGGAUAAUUCACAUCAGAGCGACGCAAUUCCGGCGUUAUCUUCUCCACCUAGUCAGUUGAAAGUCAAGGACUUGCUGCUAGCAGAGUCUCCAGUGAUGGAGUCUCCAAGCUCCUUGGGCUCAGCGUUGCCAAAUCCUGGAACUCGUUUAGGGGAAGAUGACAGAAGUAACACCUUCGCAUCAAUCGGUUCUGGAGUUGGCUUGGUCAAUGUGCACGCGGGAACGCGGGGUAAUGAUUGCAGUGUCGGACGCUGCCACAGAGGGAGAUGCAUUUUUGAAGACAUAGAAACCAUGCAUAACUGCAUUGAUACUUGCCGUAAUAAUGCUAGAGAUUUCAAGAAAUCAACAUGCCCUUGGGACACACUUUUUUCCCUAAUUAAGGUAUCGUCCCACUGCACCGCGCGGAAGUGUGGCUGCUGCUUGGGACGGGCAGUUGCCGGCCCAGUUUGA
Molecule: messenger RNA, 2790 nt
Organism: Eimeria tenella
Lineage: Eukaryota; Apicomplexa; Conoidasida; Eucoccidiorida; Eimeriidae
Exons: 6
Coding region: 1-2790 (929 amino acids)
Source: RefSeq, a predicted model, not a curated record